AUAGUGUGGAGUCUGCUGGUGUUCGUCACUUGAGGUCUUCAUUUAGUGAUAAAAAAGUCACUCUAUCGAAGUUUUUGACGUGAAAGGAGAUUUUGUGUGUGGUGCAAGAGGCCUGGAGGGAGGAACCAGGCUUGAUAUACGUUUGGUCUUGCAGAGAAGCGUAAAAGGUCAGGCAGGCCUACAAGUUGUGAUGGUUAGGAGGAACGAGGCUAAAGAAAUUGGCUUUGACGUCCUUCAUCUUGAGAGGCAAUAUGACAUACGUAUAGGUCUCUACAACUAUGAGUACGUGACGGAAAGAGAACCUCUCCAUGCUGUUGUGAGGGAGAUGGUGGGGACCCUGUCGUUCCCUGCUCGUCAUCUGGUCCAGUUCAAGCCCAAGAUGGCUCGGUGGAACAUCCACGUGUUGCGAUGCAAGAGAAAGACGACGUUUCUAUUAGACGACAGGUUUGCUGCCACAGUCAACUGCAUGUCUGAGCACACAUUUGAUGUGGAGAAAGGUCAAGUGAUUGAGCUGGACUUGAAAAUGGAGCAACACACUGAAGUAGAGCUGCACAACUUGGCUUGGGAGUGUGCGUUUGGUCGCGAUGCAGGCUUCUCCUCAAACCAGGCGCUGUCCUUGCUCAUUGAGAGGGGAUCAGUCAACACUAGGGAGUUUGACCUUCUUCCCCGUCCCUGGCAGGUUGAUCACAUCAUCAGGGACUUUGACAUCUUCUGGCACCACCUGGAGUUUCUCACCGACAAGCUAGAUGAACUGGAUUGACUCUAGUGUAUCCAUUGUGUUUGUUAUUCACGGUUUCUUGUAUAUAUAAUAGUCACAUGAUACAGCUACAAUGACAAGCUCAGCACACCAUGCUGGUUACAAAUGUGCUACAUGCUUUCUCAAUUAGUCUUUGUGCUGUCUG
Messenger RNA from Geodia barretti, 902 nucleotides. The record is from the annotation of a GenBank genome assembly. NCBI's taxonomy places the organism in Eukaryota, Metazoa, Porifera, Demospongiae, Tetractinellida, Geodiidae.